GCAUGCGCAAAGCUGCUGUCUUUCAUUUGUUCACUCAUCCACAACCUCAAAGGAAAUACACCUUUUCAGACUUCAGUCUCGUGAAGCAACGUGUUUGUCUUUAGACUAUUUUAUUGUUUUCAGAUGUGUUCUGCUAAAGUGUUUCUUUAGACGUGUUUUAUGACAAUAUGAACUCAGCUAUUGAAUUUACAGCGCAAGUUUUUGGAUGUGUAUGUUUGUUUGCUGCUGAUGUUUACUGUGAUCGCUUCGGAAGGAUUAGUGGACGCGAUCAUCGGUCGAUCUGAUCUAAUCAAAAGUUUACCUUUUUUUUUACCGGAAAAAAACCUGAAUUCUGAAGGGGUUUGAGUUCUGAUCGAGUUGUUCAUGCAUUUAUAAAAGGGAAAGUUGUUGCAGCUGUCUAAAAAAAGAGCGGAACUAGAAAAUCAACCUGAAACCGAAGAACAGUGACAAGACUGUUUCAUUCGAUCGGUGUCCCGUUAUAUUCUGUUCCGGUCUGAAGAGCGCUUCCUCUCGUUAAUGAUGCUUUGACCGGGGUGACUUAAGUAAAUAGGACUAAGUGUUUUUUUUUCCGGUCAUGUGUUCACUAAAAGUUCUCCAGGACUGGUGUCGAGAUGUUUGUGAAGGUUACUCAGAUGUUCUUAUCACAGACAUGCGCUCCUCAUUCACAGAUGGACUGGCUUUCUGUGCGAUCAUCCACAAACACAGACCCGAUCUACUAGAUUUUCACUCACUGUCCAAACAGAAUGUCUAUGAGAACAUACGUCUGGCGUUUGAUGUUGCGGAGCGUGAGCUGGGAAUUCCUGCUCUUUUAGAUCCAAAUGAGCUGGUGUCUGUGGAGGAGCCAGAUCUUCUGUCCAUCAUCACUUACGUCUCUCAGCUCCACUAUGUCUUCAGAGGAAACUCUCGCGUCAGUCAGAAGAUUCCUGUGAACAAUGAAUCCAGCAGCACCAAAACACAAGAACAGAUACACACUCAGUUUUCAUCAGAUGUGGUCAGAUCAUCAGAUAAAAGAGUCUGUAGUGUUUGUCACACUCGUGUUCAUCUCAUUCAGAGGGUUUUGGUGAAGGGACGCCUGUAUCACCGGUCCUGCUUCAGAUGCAUUCGGUGUCGUCGCACUUUGCUGCCAAUCUCUUUCACAGUUGACAGUGAGACUGGUUCACUGCAAUGCAGUUAUCCUUGCAAAACUGCUCCUGAACACGACCAGCCCACAGAUCAACACUCACAGAGCAACACCAGUGAGAUGGACAGAGACAGAAGUGAGACAGACGAAGACAAAAUGAAUGAUGGACGGCUCUCCUCCUCAUCAGAGACUGACAUACAAGAACCUCCCAAAGCUGCUCCCAGAAAGAGGACGGAUCCUCAGGAACCUCCUCAGCCCACCCCCAGAUCACCAGACCAUCACCCUAACAAUGUCUCAGUCUCAUCUCAGAGCGCUGUCCGUAAGGAACAUCCCUGGAUGAAGCUGGUUGAUCAGGGUCCAUGGUAUUGUCUUCCUCCCGCUCCAGCUCCAUCCGUUCAUUCACGCCGCCAGCCUGUGACCUUUAACCCCUUCCUGGAUGAAGAUGAGGAUGACUCCCAGGAUGAAAAGAAAAACCCUUUCAGUUGCGAAACAUCAGUUGCACACAAACCCCAAACCUCAUCUUCAGUUCCCAGCAUGCACCAGACUGCAGCUCAUGUUUAUGGUUUCCCUCGCAUCAAGAGGAAGGUGAUCUCACACACACACGUGUCAGAGAAGCAAGUGUGUGAGGAGCAGAAGAAGCUGGAGGAGCGUCUGCUGGAGCUGGAGAGAAGAGGAGUGCAGCUGGAGAAUGAGAUGAGACGACACACCAAUGAGAAUCUUCUAGUCGACUGGUUCCUUCUGAUUCAUGAAAAGAACAUGUUAGUGCGCAGAGACACAGAGCUGGUGUAUAUGGUGAAGCAGCAGCGUCUGGAGGAUCAACAGGCUGAUGUGGAGUUUGAGAUCAGAAGCCUCUUCAACAAACCAGAGCAGGACUGGAGCUCUGACGACAGGCAUCAGGAACAUCAGCUGAUGUCACGCCUGCUGUCAAUCAUCCAGCAGAGGAAUGACAUCAUCAGCAGCCUGGAUCAGGAUAGGCAGAGGGAGAAGGAGGAGGAUGCAAUGCUGACCGCUGUCAUUCAGAGGAUGGACUUGCUGACACAGACGGAUAAAAGAAUGGACAAACGCAGCAGGUUUAAACACCUUCAGAUGUUCAAGAAAUCUAACCAUAAGACUGAAAACACCAGAAGCAGAAAGAAGAAAAACAGCUGAACAGAAAGAGGCUAUUUAUUAAAUAAUGUACAAUAAUGGCAACUAAAAACACCCAUCAGGACAAACUGAACUAUCAAUAAGUGUGUAGCAUGGCUACAUUUUAUCAGUUUUUAAAAUUUCUAUCUAUCCUUUUCUUCAUUUUUUACAGUUGUUUAUUUGUGCAACAUUUUUUGUUUUGUUUUGUUUUUUUUUUUUUUU
Molecule: messenger RNA, 2467 nt
Organism: Labeo rohita (rohu)
Lineage: Eukaryota; Metazoa; Chordata; Actinopteri; Cypriniformes; Cyprinidae
Gene: micall1b.2
Product: MICAL like 1b, duplicate 2
Exons: 14
Coding region: 575-2269 (564 amino acids)
Molecular function (GO): protein binding
Source: RefSeq, a predicted model, not a curated record